Molecule: messenger RNA, 3159 nt
Organism: Astyanax mexicanus (Mexican tetra)
Lineage: Eukaryota; Metazoa; Chordata; Actinopteri; Characiformes; Acestrorhamphidae
Gene: otop2
Product: otopetrin 2
Exons: 8
Coding region: 139-1902 (587 amino acids)
Biological process (GO): proton transmembrane transport
Cellular component (GO): membrane
Molecular function (GO): proton channel activity
Source: RefSeq, a predicted model, not a curated record
GCUGGAGAAAAUAUUCCCAUCACUAGAGGAGCAGCGAGAGACACUGCUGUAGGUAAACUAACAGUAAAGAGAUCAGAAGUCUGGUAGAGGUUGUAUCAGGUACAGUACUGUGGACGUCUCCUGCAGACUGGUCUCACCAUGAGUCAGGACGGUCACUCCGGCGUAGCAUCCGGUAUGAAUCAAGAAACACACGCCAGCAUACUGUCCAGCCUCUACGGCAUGGAAAUAGAGACGGGGAAGAAGGACGAGGCGGAUGGAGUCCAACACAUCUCCACCAUCCACUCCCCGUACCGCGGGCAGCGCUCCGCCAGCGUGGCACUGUCCUCCAUCAGCACCUGGAGGGACCGGGCGGGCAGCUGGGGCUGGGUACUCUCCGCCUUCAUCCUCAUCAACGUGCUGAUCCUGGGCAGCGCCUUCGUCAGCGGGAGCGUCUUCAACGGCAUCCACGUCACCAACACACACCUGCAGAUCUUCCUCCUCGUCAUCAUCGUCCCCACCACCGUCUGGAUGCUCUUCUACAAGGCCUACACCUGCCGCGGGGAGGAGGCCGUGCUCUACAAGGACGUGCACGCUGGACCCGUGUGGCUCAGAGGUGGUCUGGUGCUGUUUGGGGUCUGCAGCUUAAUUAUGGACGUUUUUAAAAUUGCCUACUAUGUGGGUUAUACACACUGCCAGUCUCCCGUAAAGAUCGUCUUCCCUGUGGUGCAGGCUGUCUUUAUACUGGUGCAGACAUACUUUCUCUGGCUUCAUGCAAAGGACUGUGUUCAGGUUCAGAGGAACGUAACUCGCUGUGGGCUGAUGCUCACUCUGGCUACUAAUCUGAUGCUGUGGAUGACGGCGGUUACAGAAGAGUCGCUGCAUCAGACGGUUUAUCCUGAAGGCACCAAUCAGACCUCCCGAACUCUUCUGCUCAGAGCGGCGGCGUCUGACGGCGACAGCAGCUGCCAGUGUAGCCACACCUCCUGCAGCAUCUUCGAGCAAGCCUACUACUACCUGUACCCCUUCAACAUCGAGUACAGCCUGUUCGCCUCAGCCAUGACCUACGUGAUGUGGAGGAACGUGGGUCGGCUGGUGGACGAUCACCCCGCCCACGAGCACCGCUUCCACCUGCGAGACGUCCUGCUGGGGCCGGCCGGCGGCCUGGUGGUGCUGGUGGCCGGUCUGGCCACUUUCGUCGUCUAUGAGGUGGACGUGUCUUCAGGAGACCAGGAGAAGCGAGACACGGCGCUGACCUUGUACUACAUAACCAACACGGUGACCAUCGCUCUGAUGACCAUGGUCACGGUGGCCGGAUGCGUGAUCUACCGGCUGGAGCGGCGUGAACACGCCUCGGGGAAGAACCCCACCCGCAGUCUGGACAUGGGGCUGCUGGUGGGCUCCUCCAUGGGUCAGUUCACGGUCUCCUACUUCACCGUCGUCGCAGUACUGGGCACCGGAGUGGACGGCCACGUCAACGCCCUCAACCUGGCGUGGUCGGUGAUAACCCUGCUGGAGCUCUGCGUGCAGAACGUCUUCAUCAUCGAGGGAAUCCGGCGCGAGCCUCACCACGACGUGCGCCGGGCGAGCAUCUUCUCCAACCUGCUGGCCCUCCACGCGCAGGAGGACCGGCGAUCCAGCCACGUCCCCACGUCCCCCCGCGGCUCCAUCGCCAUCCCCGUCCACAAACCCCUGCCCUGGAAGAGGAAGAUCCUGAAGGAGAUCGCCGCCUUCCUGCUGCUGUCCAACAUCAUCCUUUGGAUCAUGCCAGCGUUUGGGGCGCGCCCGCAGUUCGACAACCCCAUCGGAACAGAGUUCUACCAGUUUAACAUGUGGGUUGCCGUGGUGAACGUCGGGUUGCCGUUUUCGAUCUUCUACAGGAUGCACUCAGUAGCCAGUCUGUUCGAGGUGUACCUCACCUCAUGAACCCACAGCAUGGAGAUCUGUUUUAUAGUGAACACAGUGGAGAAAUAGUUUAUAAAUGGAUUAUUAUUUUUAUAGUAUUUUGUUUUGCAUUUGUUUCUUUUGUGUUUUAUACUCGGCACCUGAAUGAACUGCUGCACAGUUGUGUUUGUGUGUGUGUGUGUGUACUGUAUGUUUGUGUGUGUGUAUAUAUCUAUAUGUACUUUUUAUACAGAUUGAUUAUGUACAGCUUAAAAUAUUGUAUGUAAUUAUUAUUAUUAUUAUUAUUUGCACAAAUAUGUUGACAGAUGAAGCUUUUGCCCUCAUUGUGUUUGAGGGAAUUGGCUAUUAUAAGCAACAUGAAAUUAAAAAAAAAAGUAAAAAAAUAAAUCUGUGUGUCGGUGGAUUCAGUAUACAAUAAUAUGCCAAAAGUCAUGGGAUAGCACUGAUGGAGUUGUAUCCAUCCAUUUCAAUCAAUCAAUCAAUCAAUCAACCUUUACUUUCACUCGGUAAAUCAUCAUUUUCAAUGUAGCCGAGCUUAUAUAGAGUUACAGGAAUUGAAACUUAAAUUUAAAAGAUAAAAACAAGCAAAAAAUGUAAGAUUUAAUUAAGAAAAAAUAAAAUAGUUUAAAAUAAAAGGAUAUGCAAACAGGCAUAUUUAAAAAGGACUAAAAUAACCACAAUUAUAAAAAUGUAAAUGAUAGAACUCAAAUAAAUAAUAAUUAUAAUAAUAAUAAUAAUAAGUAAAAAAUAUUAAAAAUUAGAGUUAGAAAAUAAAUGAAAUAAAAAUGUAAAACGCCAAAAGAAGCAUUAUUAAAACAAAUAAAAGGAUGAAAUGAAUCAAAUAAAUAAAAUAAAAGGGCUAAAUGGUAAAACAUAAAAUUAGAUAAAUAAAAAAACUAAAUAAUUAAAAUAAAUAACAAGGUAAAAGAAAAACUUAACUAAAACAGUUACAGGUGGUCUGAGGGUGGUUAGGGCUGCAACUAAUGAUUAAUUUGGUAGUCGAUUAAUCCGGCGAUUAAUUUUGCACAAGUCGAUUAGUUGAUUAGUCAACGAUUAUUUCUGCCAUGCUCUCCAAUACUUUAAUACUAUAGUAGACUAAUAUUACCACCCACAGUGGACAGUGCCAAAAAUCAGGGCACAGCAUACUAACUCCUGUCCCAUGACAUUUGGCAUAUCUGUUUGUUUGGGCAAAUGGAAAAUUCCUAAUGUAGUCCUAACUUUAGUUUCAAUUAGGGGUGUGCCAUAUCUAAUAUAUAAUAAUAUUAUACAAUUUUUUUU